AUGGCUACUACCACAAUUGAAACCACAGCCCCCGUCUCGGCGUUUACAACGGUCCAGCUGAUGACACCAGACGGACCUGUUUCCCGCCGUGUACGCCGUGGGGCACCCCGUACUCCGACCCUAGAUGAGAUGCCUGUCAUCGACCUCAGCUCGCUCGACGGAGACGCGACUGCUCGCAAGGCCAUCGCUACCAAGAUCAAAGCAGCGGCUGAGAACACGGGCUUUUUUUACGUCAGCAACCACGGGAUUCCGCAAGAAUUGAUUGAGCAAGCUCUUGAACAGAUCAAGGCUUUCUUCAACCAGGAACAGGAAUACAAAGAUCGGGUCUCGUUUGACAAGGCGGGCAAAUUCUGUGGUUAUCACGGUGUUGGCAGCACGCAGAUCAAUAAUCAGGAAACCAGAGACAAGAAGGAGACUUUCUCUAUGCGGUAUGAUACUCGCAUCGACGAGACUCAUGAUUGUGUUGACGACAUCAACUCCAACUUCACCUCGACAGAUUAUGUCUGGGACAGAACGAGCCAUCUCACAAACUUCCGCCCCGUUCUCACGGAAUUCUAUCAAAAGCGACUGAUGCUAGCACGCAAGCUCAUCCGCUUAUUCGCCCUUGCUCUGGACCUACCAGAGGACUACUUCGACUCCAUUAUCACCACUCCUGGCGCCGACGCAGUGCACAUUCAUUACCCCGGCACUGACGGCAACGCCGAGGACGUCGAUGUCGGGAUUGGCUCACAUACCGAUAUUCAGUGCGUGACUCUGCUCUGGCAGGACAUGUCUGGGGGUCUGCAGGUACUCUCGGCAGAUGAUGAGUGGCUCGACGCACGGCCGAUUGAGGGCACCCUUGUCAUCAACAUUGGCGACUUUUUGCAGAGACUCUCAAACAAUCGGUUCAAGUCGACUGUUCAUCGGGUGUAUAAUAGGCAGAAGACAUCUCGUUACGCCAUGCCGUUCUUCUUGGGGUUUAACCCGGACGCGGUUUGCGAAGUUCUGCCGACCUGUAUUGAUGAGGAGCACCCUCCUCUCUACGAGCCGAUUUCAUGUGGCAAGUGGCGUGAUUCUCGUCUGAAGUUGGCAGAAACCCCGGAUAUAAAGGCAGUAUAA
Fusarium subglutinans is the source of this 1098-nucleotide messenger RNA. RefSeq names its product 1-aminocyclopropane-1-carboxylate oxidase. The transcript is spliced from 3 exons. Lineage: Eukaryota; Fungi; Ascomycota; Sordariomycetes; Hypocreales; Nectriaceae. Bases 1 to 1098 code for a protein of 365 amino acids. The record is from RefSeq and is a predicted model, not a curated record.